Molecule: messenger RNA, 3923 nt
Organism: Drosophila subobscura
Lineage: Eukaryota; Metazoa; Arthropoda; Insecta; Diptera; Drosophilidae
Product: zinc finger protein 415
Exons: 4
Coding region: 454-2439 (661 amino acids)
Biological process (GO): regulation of DNA-templated transcription
Molecular function (GO): DNA-binding transcription factor activity, RNA polymerase II-specific; RNA polymerase II cis-regulatory region sequence-specific DNA binding
Source: RefSeq, a predicted model, not a curated record
GAAGGGAGUGGUACGUCAAAAACUGACGCACAGCGGCAGGCCACACUGCGCAAGAGGAAACAAGUCCAUAGUUUAAUAGUACUCAUAAUAAUAAUAAUAUAAACUGUAAAAUACAUAAAACAAUACGUGCAAUCCAAGUCCAAGCCCGAGCAAACCCAAAUUACGUGAGAAAGUGCAAAAAAUCUAUAAGAGAAAAGCGUGGAGAAAAAAAAAACUGUGCAACGGUGCUGAGAAAAACAAGCCAAGGAAACAUACACAUAGCAGGGCAACAAAUCAGAGCGAAACCUUGAUUGUAACGGCAGAGGCAAACGGCAGAGGCGACGGCAACGCAACAACGAACGCAAAAUACCUCAAUUGUGGCAAAAGUGAGUUUUGGCCAGGCCAGCAAGCGACACAGCAAGUUAUAUAAGCGGCAAAAAGAAGGCUAGGGAGGUGCAGAGGAGGCUGUCGAGGAUGCCCGCCAGUCGCAGCCGGCACGCCAAAGGACACGAUUCCAACAAUACCAAAGGAGCAAGCAGAGCAGGCACCAUGUCUGUGGACUUUAUACUGCCCAAUCGGAACAAGAUACAAACGAUUGCCUACGCGAGUGCCAGCAGAAAGUAUGCCGCUGCGGCAUCCCCUGCCUCGACCGGAUCCGGAAGCAACAGCAGCAGCAGCAGCGAGCUGCAGAGCUGGCGGCGACCGAAGCCGAGAAACGGCAGCAAACUGAGGCUGGAGGACAGGUCCUCCUCCUCGGUGCUGCGCAAUGCCAAUGGGAAUGGAAAUGGAAGUGCAAACGGGAGCAAGUCAUCGCUCAAGUCGCUGGCCAAACGCUCCUCCAGAUCCCUGCUGAAGCGUGAGGUAGUCGAGCUGGAGGACGAGGAUGAUCGGAAGGAGGGAACUGGCGGCGAGGAGCAGCUGUGCGAGCACUUGGAAUGGUCCGCCGCCCAGUCCCUGGUGCAGAUGACCUCCUCCAAGCAGGAGAAGCAGCGUCGCCUGGGAGGGGGCUCAUCGGGAGGUGCUAGCGGCACCACAGGAACCACAGCGGCAGCCACAGUCUCCGCCUCAGUAUCGGUGCGCCGUCCAGUGGCCGUCGGGCGGGCCCCGGCCGAGGACGGAAAGGUGAUCUUCUACGCACCGCCAGCCAGUGCCUGUGGUGCUGCGCGCCAGCCGGAGCCAAUGUCCGUGAAGCGCCAGCGCGAGCAACAAGUGGCGGCGAAUGCCUCCGCAGCGGCCACAGCCGCUAUGAUUUACCGCGGACGCAGCGCUGAGGAGACGGAGGCCGCCCACGAUCUGCUGUCGCUGUCCCAGAGCCUGCCGCCGCUCAUUCCGCCCUGCGUGGUGACCAUCAUGAAGCAGGAGCAGGAGCACCACAAGUCGUCGGCGGAGCACUUGCCGAUUAUGCAGGAGAUCUCGAACGCUUCCAACAAGUCGCUGGCCACAUCGUCGCAGUCGAACAUCCGAUUCAUCGGCAGCAGUUCCUACGACAUGAUGAACGGAGCGCCCGAAGCAUCGAACAACUGCUCGCCACUGACGCCGCCCAACUCCGAUCACAGCUCGGAUGUGGACAUCGACAUGUCUUCCUCGUCCGAAUCCGGCCAGAUGCACUGGGGCAAGCAGCCGCACCAGCCGCCGCAGCAGCAGCGGGCCUCGGCCCUGAAGAUGUGCCUCAACAUGAUGGACGGGCGCACGAAGGCCAGCAAGGCAGCGGCCGGCAAGGACCGGGAGCAGCUGCACCAGCGUCCAAAGAGCUCCAGCAGCUCCAAUGCCUCGGGCGGCGCGGGAAGCAGUGCCGCAGGCGGACGUGCAGCCACGCUUGCUGAUGUGGCAGCAGCAGCUAGCGCUGUAUCCAGUGGCAACGGGGAGAAUUAUGCCAAGCGCAAGCGCGGAUGCUACAAGUGCUCCGAGUGCGGCAAGCAGUACGCCACCUCCAGCAACCUGUCGCGCCACAAGCAGACGCACCGCUCCCUGGACUCACAGUCGGCCAAGAAGUGCAAUACCUGCGGCAAGGCAUACGUGUCCAUGCCGGCCCUGGCCAUGCACCUACUAACGCACAAACUCUCGCACAGCUGCGACAUCUGCGGCAAGCUCUUCUCGCGCCCCUGGCUGCUCCAGGGCCAUCUGCGCUCCCACACCGGCGAGAAGCCCUACGCCUGUGUCCAUUGCGGCAAGGCCUUCGCGGACCGCUCCAAUCUACGCGCCCACAUGCAGACGCACUCUGGCGACAAGAACUUCAAGUGCCACCGCUGCAACAAGACGUUCGCGCUCAAGUCGUAUCUGAACAAGCAUCUGGAGUCGGCCUGCCUUCGGGAUGCUGGAGCCAUAGGGCAGGGCAAGGGCGAUGACUAUGACUGCGAUCUGGACGACGAGGACGAGAUGAUGGGCAAGCACGAUCAGGACGAGUUCGACGGCGAUGAGAUGGACAGUGAUGAGACUAGUCAGGAUAUUGAGGUGGCUUAGGCGGCCGUCGACGAUGCCAUGGAUAGUGAUGAGACUAGUUGGGAUAUUGUGGCGGACUGAGGCAGCAGCCGAGGUUGGCCACAAGACUCCUCGUUUACCUUAAUAUUAGAUACUUUAUACCAGAACCCUAUAAGCAAUAUUCGAGCACCCUUAUCAAAUUAAAAACGAUAAAAACCAAAAGGAAAGAAGCGUAAUCGAAGGUUAUAAUUCAAAUCUGUCAACUAGCAGCUUACUAGCAGAGUAGUUCGGACGGAGGAUGGAAGACGGAUGGAUAGCAGAUGGAUCUCAACUCAAUAGAAUGUUUUCAACAGUUAUAUACAUAUACAUAUAUAUCUACUUACUUAUUAUCUGACCUUUUCCGGGCUACUACUAUAGCGGGACGAGCGAGAAUGAGAACAUGGCGGAGGAGUCUUUCCGAGUUGCAACUUUUACUGAAUUGAACAACAACCAAAAAUGAACAACAACAACACCAAAAGCAACAGCGACAAAAGACAGACCGACAGACAGAAGAGCAUAACGGAAGGGAGAAUUAAGGGGAGAACAAAACAAACGGAAACAAAAAGGAAAAAACAAAAGGUUUAAGAAAGAAAUCCAAAACGUAACUUAUAGUAAAAAUCUGACACAACGAAUAUUAUGGAACAUAAGUAGAAAUUCUAUAUAUACACAGAUCAAAUAAGCAUAUAUACAGAAUGGAAGGGAGAAAAGGAGUAAAGGAAGGAAGAAUGGACGGAGGAGAAAGGGCAAAUUAUAUAUAUAUACAUAUACAUAUGAUCUAUAUGAACUACGAGUAUAAUAACAUAGCGAGCAGAACCAAUUUGCAUGUUUUUUGGUAAUAUCUACUUUAAGGCAUCGUUUUAGGGCUCUAGAGUUUAUACACACACACACACACACCCCUUACCGCAUCCAUGCAUACCUAGAUGUACGAGUAUUACGAGUAUUAGUCUGUAUUCAAAGAGAACUUUCUCGCUCUCUAUCUCCAACCACGCCACCCCCACACGCCAUUCGAGGAGGACAGAUGGACAGUAGAACAGUUUGAACAGUUAAAACAGUUGAACAGAUGGACGGCUCACUUUCAAGUCUAGCAAACUAAUCAAUUAGUGAACUUAUAGCACUUCCUGUAACUCCCUAUAUCUCUCUCGCUCUUAGGCUCUUUUUAAAUAUUGUACUCAACGAUCAAGAUUAGCAAUUGGAAAUCGGAUAUACUCUCAGCAAGAUGUAGUCGGACGAAGGACGCAGAGGCAAAGAAGAACCAUUUUAAAACUGCUAAGGCAAACUUUACACUCUAACCCAGUUUAAGAUGGGUAUUACUUCCAUAUUAUGCUCUAACUCGAUAAACAAAAACUACUUCAAUUACUUAGAAAUGAUUAAAAUUAAUGAGAAAACAAUUUAGAAACAUAUCACAAGGACAAUACUUAAACAUAACUAAAAAAAAAACAAGUACAUUCAAAAUACAAUUAAAACAUAAUUUAAAAAAAAUAUAACAA